GAGUGGGUGGGUGUAUAACGCAAACGUUAGCGACACAUUUUUGCUAAUCAGCAACUUUUCCACUUACUUACAACUUUGGGACCUCUUAGCAUGUUGGCUAAACCUAACCUAUAUCCUAAAUUUAACCCUAAACUCUAGCCACCUAGCUAGAACUCGUAACAUAUUGUAAUGACCUGACUAGAUAAUUAAGGAACAAUUGUCCAGAUUGAGGCUUGAGUUUACGAAUUGACGGUUUAUUAACCCAACUUUACACAGGCUACUGUUUGGCCGUAGCCCACGCAAAAUAAAUGAAAGAUAACCCACAAGCCAACCGUGACCUUAUUUUGUGAAGACCAGACAUAAGAGAGAGAACAAAAGCUAAACCUGGUCUUAACAUCCAAUGCUCCAACCCCCCUCCAUGCCACUCCGCCAACCACCAGGAUGCCCGGCAUCAGAACAUUCCAGGCAUUCCCGUGAUUGGCAUAUGGCAGGUUGAUUGGCAUUUCGGAGCCCGCGAACACUGGGUACUGAUACAUUGACCUUCGUGGACGUAAGGAGGAAUCAACGUUAUGUCACUGCUCAGAAAUGUGUUUAUUGUGUCUGCUAAGCGGACCCCGUUUGGAACCUACGGUGGGGUGCUGAAGGAUCACAGUGCAACAGACCUAGCAGAGCAUGCCUCCAAGGCUGCCCUUGCUGCUGGGGGAGUUGCACCUGAGCUUGUCAACAGUGUUAUCUUUGGAAACGUAAUGCAGAGCUCUGCAGAUGCUCCAUACAUUGCCCGUCACGUGGGCCUGAGGUGUGGGGUGCCCAUUCCAGUGCCUGCUCUCACCGUGAACCGCCUGUGUGGGUCCGGCUUUCAGUCAAUCAUCAAUGGCGCUCAGGAAAUCUGUUUGAAGGAUUCAGAGGUGGUGCUGUGUGGCGGCUCGGAGAGCAUGAGCCAGGCGCCAUACGCUGUCCGCAACGUCCGCUUCGGAACCAAGUUCGGACUCGACCUCAAGCUAGAGGACACUCUGUGGGCGGGGCUUACUGACCUGCACAUUAAGAUCCCCAUGGGCAUCACAGCAGAGAACCUGGCAGUGAAAUAUGAGAUCAGCAGAGACGACUGUGACAAAUACGCACACCAGACCCAGCAGAGGUGGAAGGCAGCCCAUGAGGCGGGCCACUACACGGCAGAGAUAGCACCCAUCGACGUGAAGGCAAAGAAGGGCAAAGUACCCAUGACCCAGGAUGAGCACCCUCGUCCCCAGACCACCCUGGAGCAGAUGGCUAGGCUACCCCCUGUCUUCAAAAAGGGAGGAACGGUUACUGCCGCCAACGCAUCAGGUGUGUCUGACGGCGCUGCUGCCGUGGUGAUAGCCAGUGAGGAAGCUGUGAAGGAGCACAAGCUCACCCCAUUGGCAAGAAUAGUGGCCUAUCACGUCUCUGGCUGUGACCCAAGCAUUAUGGGAAUCGGCCCAGUCCCAGCCAUCACAGAAGCCCUGAAGAAAGCAGGUCUCACCCUCCAAGACAUGGAUCUGGUGGAGGUGAAUGAGGCAUUUGCUGCUCAGUACCUGGCUGUUGCCAAGGCAUUGGGUCUGGACCCAGAGAAGAGUAAUGCUGAUGGGGGGGCUAUUGCCAUUGGCCACCCCCUGGGAGCCUCUGGAGCACGCAUCACUGCUCACCUGGUCCACGAGCUCCGGCGGAUUGGGGGAAAGUAUGCUGUGGGAUCAGCUUGCAUCGGUGGUGGUCAGGGUAUCGCCAUAAUCAUAGAGAACACUCACUGAGGAACCAAGCAAACCAUCCACAAUUAGAAUUACCAUCCACACUCUUAACACACACCACACCCUAUAUACUCAAUAGAGUAUAUGCCAUAUACACACUCGAGUAAGACCUUAUGUUUUUGUCCAAGGUAGAGUUUUCUUAGUAUUGACUUAAUGUAAGAAUAUCCACUUUCCAAUGUAAAAAAUAAAUAAAAAUGAGGCUCUUUGUACGUUUGACCCACAUUUCAAAUUAGACAUGACUCCAGCAUCUACACUCAGAAAAAAUACAAAGACCUCAUAAUUACUCCAGAAAAUGGUUGCUGUUUCUCUGAACACAGACAAUGGUAUUUGUAUGUUUAGGAACAUAAAUGUCUAAACUUCCUUUCUUGGAUGUUUCAUAUUCCUGUUACCUUUUUCUAAAAGACAGUAUGGUUGCCAUACAUGAACAAUCUGCUUAAAGAGGCCUUGUGAAUCUGAAGGGCUAACUCCUGUUUUUGUAAGUCUUUGUUUGCCUUGCUAGAGACAAUGCUAGCUCAUAGCAGGACAUACCAUUUACAUCUCGCUGUAGUAUAUGAAUAGUUGAGGUGAGUGUUAUUGAGUUGAGGUAACCAAUGUUGCUUUCUGUGGAUUGAGAAGUAACUGCAUAAUUGAUCCAGAAUUUCUUGCUUGAAUUAUCACUCCUUUGCAUGGAUCACCAUUGCCUUAUCUACUGGAUAUAUAUGUGAGAUGUGUGUGUAUGAUGUAAGGUUGCCUGUAAAGAUCUUAUUUUUUUAUGAUUAAAGUGAAAACCUGGGAUUCACAAAUUUAA
Molecule: messenger RNA, 2526 nt
Organism: Oncorhynchus kisutch (coho salmon)
Lineage: Eukaryota; Metazoa; Chordata; Actinopteri; Salmoniformes; Salmonidae
Product: 3-ketoacyl-CoA thiolase, mitochondrial-like
Exons: 11
Coding region: 549-1742 (397 amino acids)
Biological process (GO): fatty acid beta-oxidation
Cellular component (GO): mitochondrion
Molecular function (GO): acetyl-CoA C-acetyltransferase activity
Source: RefSeq, a predicted model, not a curated record